Molecule: messenger RNA, 1880 nt
Organism: Formica exsecta
Lineage: Eukaryota; Metazoa; Arthropoda; Insecta; Hymenoptera; Formicidae
Product: arf-GAP with dual PH domain-containing protein 1-like
Exons: 7
Coding region: 24-1211 (395 amino acids)
Biological process (GO): positive regulation of GTPase activity
Cellular component (GO): plasma membrane; intracellular membrane-bounded organelle
Molecular function (GO): phosphatidylinositol bisphosphate binding; GTPase activator activity
Source: RefSeq, a predicted model, not a curated record
GGAGCCGCGUUCGUCCACGGUGUAUGAACAUUGUCGUAUGUCAAUGUUUUAAGAUGGCGGACACGAACGAGAAGUUGUUGGCGGAACUCCUCAAAAAGUCUGGAAACAACGUGUGCGCGGACUGUGGGGCCAAGAAUCCAGAAUGGGCGUCUUACAACAUAGGUAUAUUUGUUUGUACAAGAUGUGCCGGCGUACACAGAUCUAUGGGAGCACAUAUAUCGAAAGUGAAGCACUUAAAGUUAGAUAGAUGGGAAGAUUCUCAAGUGAAUAGGAUACGCGAAGUGGGUAAUACCGCAGCGAGAUUGCAUUAUGAGGAACGUGUACCUUCCUGCUAUCGUAGACCAAGCCCAGAUUCCCCACAAGUUUUAGUCGAACAAUGGAUACGAGCAAAAUAUGAGAGGGAAGAGUUUUGUCAUCCCGAAAGACAAAAUAACUAUGUGUCAGGAUUUAUGGAAGGAUUUUUAAUGAAACGCGGAAAGGAAGAUUCACGUUAUCAUCCUCGAAAAUUUGUACUCUGUGAGGCGGAGGAUACACUCAAGUAUCAUGUCAAAGAAAAUAAGGAACCCAAAGCUGUGUUAAGGAUAUCGGAAUUGAAUGUGGCGUUUGCACCACCUAAAACUGGCAAUCAAAACAGUCUUCAGCUAUCUUUUAUGAAGGAUGGUACAACGAGACAUAUCUAUGUGUAUCACGAGGAUCCGGAAGUAAUCACGAAUUGGUACCUCGCAAUCAGAUGCGCGAAGCUGCAUCGAUUACAGGUUGCAUAUCCGGGUGCAACUGAAAACGAGUUAUUGUCGCAACUCACGAGAGAUUUUGCACGCGAAGGUUUUCUAUGGAAAACCGGCCCAAGACAUACGGACGCUUAUAAAAAAAGAUGGUUUACCUUGGAUGGCAGAAAACUCAUGUAUCACGACGAUCCCAUGGACGCACAUCCAAAGGGUGAAAUCUUCCUAGGACACAGUUCCGAAGGUUUCGCGGUUAAGAUUGGUGUACCGCCGGGUGCUAGAGACCAAGGAUUUUCGUUUACUCUCGAGACACCCGAUAGGACUUAUCUGCUCUCUGCGCAAAGCGAUGACGACAGAUCGCAGUGGAUUCAUGUGAUCCAAAAAGUGAUUGAUAAACCAUUAACGCCACAGGACGCAAACGUAGCGGCACGACUCGUAAGAAAGCGCACAGCCAGCGGAACAAUCAAUAUAUUUUCGUCCACAAGAUAGGGUUGGAUUCCUCUUAGACGUCUUUCUUAAUUAUUCACCGAUAAUCAUACGAUUGAAUCGUAUUAUCGAAAUAGACAAAUAUAUGACUCAGAGCACGCGCGCAAGAAUACGCAACAGUCGGGCUUAUUUACUCGUGCUGUUGCUGUCGAGUCAUGUAUUUACUCGUAUAUCUGCGCACGAUAACGUAGUUUAUAUAGAGACAUACACAAGACUGCUCUCAAAGAAGAAGUUGAUAAAACGCGGAUAUAUAAACUCCAAGCACCAAUCGCUCGUCAAUCAUAACACUCUUGUGUUGAAAGCCAAGCUUGUGUCGCUUACCGUCGAGUAGGUAGACAGUAUCAUAACGAUAUGGAAUUUUUACUUAGCAAUAAUAUUGCAUGUGAUACUUGUCUCUGAUAGCAUGUAACAUUCAGAAUUCGAAAGAAAUUCUCUUCCAGAAGUUUAAUUCAAUUUGUUACAGACUAAUCUGAUUGAAUGACAAGGCUGGCUUAUAAUAGAAAAUAUUUCAAAGAUCACCCAACAAUGUUCCAUAUACAGUAUUUUAUUUCUGUUUUUUUGUAUCUAUAUUUCUUAAUCUCAGCUGGUUUGUUUAAACCAUCUCUCAUUGACAUAAGGCUGCAAGUGACAAUGAUAUAUUCUGUAUAUAAAUAAUAAAUUCUGAGGGCCUAG